Aspergillus sclerotioniger CBS 115572 is the source of this 1165-nucleotide messenger RNA. Its product is annotated as arabinan endo-1,5-alpha-L-arabinosidase. NCBI's taxonomy places the organism in Eukaryota, Fungi, Ascomycota, Eurotiomycetes, Eurotiales, Aspergillaceae. Gene Ontology annotation, biological process: carbohydrate metabolic process. Gene Ontology annotation, molecular function: arabinan endo-1,5-alpha-L-arabinosidase activity. The coding region runs from base 162 to 1127 and encodes 321 amino acids. The transcript has 4 exons. The record is from RefSeq and is a predicted model, not a curated record.
AACGGAGGGAGCUCCGACCGGCGGAAAACAAAUCCACUUUGUCCACGAAUGAUGGAAGGAGCUUCCCGGUGGAAUUCAUAUCUGCCUGACAAAAUGUAUAAAAGGCAUUGAAACUGGACUUCUUCAGAGGCCAUCCACAUGUAACAUCGGGCUGCAUCACCAUGUAUCUGCUAUUAUCCGUUGCGUCGGUCCCCCUACUGGCCAGCCUGGUGCAUGGCUAUGCUGAACCCGGAGCUUGCUCGGGUGUUUGCACCGUGCACGAUCCCGGUUUGAUUCGAAGGGAGUCUGACGGUACCUGGUUUCGCUUUUCCACGGGAGACAAGAUCUCCUACGUCUCUGCAUCCUCCAUUGAGGGUCCAUGGACCAGUGUCGGGUCUAUGCUGCCGGACGGUUCGUCGAUCGAUCUCGAUGGCAAUGAUGAUCUCUGGGCCCCCGAUGUCUCCUAUAUCGAUGGCCUCUACUACGUGUACUAUGCGGUUUCCACCUUCGGGUCUCAAGACUCGGCCAUUGGACUUGCGACGUCGGAAACCAUGGAAUAUGACACAUGGACCGAUCAUGGCUCGACCGGCAUUGUGUCUUCUUCCUCGAAGAUAUACAACGCCAUUGACCCUAACCUGAUCUAUGCGGAUGGCACGUACUAUAUCAACUUUGGGUCGUUCUGGGACGACCUCUACCAAGUCCCUAUGGACUCCACUCCGACCAAGGCUGCCUCGUCCUCCUACAAUCUUGCCUAUGACCCUUCCGGGACCCAUGCGGAGGAGGCUUCAUACAUGUACCAGUAUGGGGAUUACUACUAUUUGUUUUACUCGGCAGGUAUCUGCUGUGGAUAUACUACAUCCAUGCCCGCUGCCGGCGAAGAGUACCAUAUCAAAGUCUGUCGCUCGACAUCACCCACGGGCGAUUUUGUUGACGCCGAUGGUACGGCUUGCACUGAUGGCGGGGGCACGAUGGUUCUCGAAAGCCACGGGACAGUCUAUGGACCUGGUGGACAGGGUGUCUAUGAUGAUGCCGACCUUGGUCCCAUUCUCUACUACCACUACAUGAACACCACGAUCGGGUAUGCCGAUGACGAGGCGCAGUUUGGAUGGAACACAAUCGACUUUUCCAGUGGAUGGCCUGUGGUCUAAGAGAUUGGCGGAGUGGCUGUUACGGGUAGUACACAUGU